Daphnia magna is the source of this 2712-nucleotide messenger RNA. RefSeq lists its product as uncharacterized. Bases 187 to 2427 code for a protein of 746 amino acids. The record is from RefSeq and is a predicted model, not a curated record. NCBI's taxonomy places the organism in Eukaryota, Metazoa, Arthropoda, Branchiopoda, Diplostraca, Daphniidae. The transcript is spliced from 5 exons.
CUUCCGCUAUUACCCAUCAGUGAUUGUGUUCCUUCGAUCUAGUGAUACUGGUUGAUGCUUACGUAAAAUGAAUCAGGAAGUUGUGAUUCACAAGAUCUUGCUCCACUGAUUACCCACAGUAAAACUGAAAGUAGCAUCUGGAAGCUGAUUUGACUGUUUCACAUCUUUUUUAUAGCAAACCAUAAGAUGGCAAAGAAAGCACAAAGAUAUGAAAUCCAGAUGCAGCUCUUUGAGCCAAAGUCAAACUUGCCUGUUUUAACUGAAGUUCCAAUUCGCCCUAAAACUGGAUUUCAGUACAUUUUCAAAUGGGAGGAUAAACUCAAACGCCAAGAGUGGCGUUCAGAUGGAUUCCGUUGGAGGCAGUACUCAACUGUUACAUUCAAGUUUGGUGAUGUUGAUUGCAAACGUUAUUACUUCAAGGUGCAAGUGGGGCCAGGAAAUGAGUAUACAACAGAUUUCACCAGACAUGCAAUUGAAAGUCCAUUGUAUGAGAACAAGAUCUUAAUCUGGUACCAAGGUGAUGAUUCCCUUGCUGUUAAUGCUGCUCUCAAGGAUGCCACAGAACUGGAUAAGCAUGGCAAAACACCACAGCGAUUCGAAAAUCAAAUGAAGCUUUUUCUACCCGAAGCCGGUUUACCAAUACUUAGUGAAGUUCCUCUUCGCCCGAAAGGGGGUUUCAAAUACAUUUUUAAGUGGGAAAUUCCUUUAAAGCGUCAAGAUUGGCGGGUUGAUGGUUACCGCUGGAGACAAAAUUCAGUGACAAGAUUCACCUAUAAUGAUUUGGAAUCCAAGCGCUAUUAUUUCAAAUUGCAAGUGGGUCCUGGAGAGGAGUUUAGCACGGAAUUUACCAAAAACGCUAUUGAAUGCCCAUUACACGAAAAUCAAGUAUUAGUGUGGUAUCAGGGAGACGAGUCUGUGGUAAGAGAUUUUGCCCAUGGAAACUCCAAGGAUCCAGAAAAGGAAUACCAUCGUACCGCACCGUCUGUAUUGAAAAAAAUUCAGAUGGAGACGGUGACAGAGAAGUUACCCCUGCAAGUCUAUUCGGAUCUGUUAACUGACUGCUCUAACAGGUCUCGGCAUAUGAUAGAUGCACCCAGAGACGUCAAACAAAUUCAGAAUGCUCGGAAGUUCAUCCGCAGAGCGGAACGUUCACUCAAUGAGACACCAAAUGAUAAGAAGCAGAUUCGGAAUACACCAAAGAUGCAGCGUAAAGCCCUUAACAAGACCGAACGUUCAAGCUAUGAGACGAUAGAUGCUAUAUACAACUUGUACGCUAGUGGCACUGGUUUUGUGAGUGACCUUCAUGUGGCUCCAAAUAUUCUUAUCAUUUGCUUCGAUGAAAGUACCGUGGCGGAAUUCAGGCAAUUCAUCAAAAGAGAUGACCUAACUGUACAGUGUCUUACGUACGGCAGCACAUUUAUUUUCGGCGAGUUUUGCCUUUCAGUCUUAACAUUUCGACAAACAGAGUUUGAAGACACUCCCGUAAUCCCGCUGAUGUACGUGAUAUACGAAAAGGAAACGCCCUUAGUUCAUGAUACCUUCUUCAUGCGCUUCGCAACGGCAGUCCCAGAGUUUGAGACACCUGAGCGAAUCAUCAUCAUCAGUGAUGAAGACGUCGCAAUCACCAGUGCCAUCGAGAAAAAUUGUCCAGGCAUUAUGAGACUUCGCUGCUGGCAACACGCGCUUCAAAGCAUCAAAAGCAAACUGCAAUCGUUAAACAUAACCGAGAAACAAGAAGUUCAGCAAUAUGAAAGUGACUUUAUUCGUUUACUGAAUCAAGACUCGGCUGGUAAAUACAAGUCGCUCCUUGCUCAGUUGUACCUAAAGAAAUGGAAGAAGGAGUUUUCUGACUAUUUUGACAUGGCAAUCGAUCCUGACAUGAACAGAAUGGCUGCAUGGGCUCUUCGCCCAUUUGGAUUAUCUCUUCAGACUGCCCACCAGCCUGAAUCAUUUAGUGGGGUCAUGAAACGACUAGGUGAAUCGGGUCUUACAUGGAGCAAGUCGUCCGUCGAUGGAUUAGUUGCAUCUUUAAUGAAAAUCACCGACUUCUUUAACGUCAGAGUAGCAAGAAGUCGAUACCGACUCGCUAAUCACGCUUAUACACUUAAAGCAAACCUGAAUGAUUUCUACGAUGAGAAUGAUACGGACUUUCCGGAUUCGAUUACAGUCGAAGAGUUAAUGAGCGACAUCAGAUUAUCACGAGCGGAAUCGAUAGCUAAGCUAGGGAAAAAGAAUAACGCUCCAACCACGCCAAACAAUGCCAGAAGGUAUGCAUCCAAACAAAACGAUACUAGCAUGGAGGGAAUAUGUAUCCUGGAGGCAGAAGCGGUGCAGGAGGGCGAUACUAAUUCGCUAACCAUCGAACACGUGAUUCUGGUUGACGAGGCGGAAUUGGAUCAAGACACAGUGAUGUACAUUUGUCAUUAGGGGAUAGCAAGCAAAACUGAGUAUGCUACAACUGAUUCACUACCGUUAUUUGCACGACGGGAUAGACAUUUGGCCUACUUUCUACAGAGUGACUAUAUCUUGCACCCCUACAUGUCUGUGUCCACUGCCUUACAAGAUGUUUUCUUGUGUGUGACCUUUGGGCGGAACUUCUUGACAGUUACAUGUCAUUGUUAUGAACGCUAUUUAGUUCAUUGUCUCGUUACGUGGUCUGUUUGACAUGUCGGUCAAAAUUUCCCCACCACAGAAUAAACAAGCUACCUUGAA